AUGUCGAUCGUUCGCAGGUGGGGCUCACAUCGCGUCAGAGAGAUACCAGAAACGGAGCGAAGAGGGGGACUCGGACAUCACAGCUGUCAGCACUGUGGCAAGUCCUUCACAAGAUCUGGAAGUUUAAAGAUUCAUCAGAGACUUCACACUGGAGAGAGACCAUACAGCUGUGAACAAUGUGGGGCAGCUUUCACACGGUUAUAUCACUUAAAAAGCCAUCAGCGCAUUCACACUGGAGAGAGACCAUACAGCUGUGAACAAUGCGGGGCAGCUUUCACACAGUUAGGUGCACUCAAAAGUCAUCAACGCAUUCACACUGGAGAGAAGCCGUACAGCUGCGGACAAUGCGGAGCAGCAUUUGCACGGUUAGAUAGCUUAAAAAGCCAUCAGCGCAUUCACACUGGAGAGAAACCGUUCAGCUGUGAACAAUGCGUGGCAGCUUUCCCAGAUUUAUCUCAAUUAAAGGUCCACCAACGUGUUCACACUGGAGAGAAGCCGUUCUGGUGUGAACAAUGUGGGAAAACCUUUUCUCAGAGUGGUCAACUUAGAUCCCACCAACGCAUUCACACUGGAGAUAAACCGUUCUGGUGUGAACAAUGUGGGAAAACUUUUUCUCAGAGUGGUCACCUUAAAGCCCAUCAACUUAUUCACACUGGAGAGAAAUUGUACAGCUGUGAACAAUGUGGGAAAACUUUUUCUCUUCGUGAUUCCCUUAAAACCCACCAACGCAUUCACACUGGAGAGAAAUCCUACUGCUGUGACGAAUGUGGAGCAGCUUUCUCACAGUUAUGUACCUUAAAAUCCCACCGACAUGUUCACACUGGAGAGAAGCCGUUCUGGUGUGAACAAUGUGGGAAAACAUUUUCUCAGAGUGGUAACCUGAAAGUCCACCAACGCAUUCACACUGGAGAUAAACCGUACAGCUGUGAUCAAUGUGGGAAAACGUUUUCGCAGAGUUGUAGCCUUAAAGCCCACAAACGCAUUCACACUGGAGAUAAACCGUACAGCUGUGACCAAUGUGGGGCAGCUUUCACAAUUCAAAGUUCCCUAAAAUCCCACCGACGUGUUCACACUGGAGAGAAGCCGUUCUCGUGUGAGCAAUGUGGGAAAACGUUUUCUGAGAGCGGUCACCUUAAAGCCCAUCAACUCAUUCACACUGGAGAUAAACCGUACAGCUGUGAACAAUGCGGAGCAGCAUUCACAACAUCGAGUAACCUUAAAGUCCACCAACGCAUUCACACUGGAGAUAAACCAUACAGCUGUGACCAAUGUGGGGCAGAUUUCACACAGUUAGAAAACUUAAAAUCCCACCGACGUGUUCACACUGGAGAGAAGCCGUUCUGGUGUGAACAAUGUGGGAAAACUUUUUCUCACAGGAGUACCCUUAAAGUCCACCAACUCAUUCACACUGGCUCCUCUUGAACAUGUUAUAAAGCCAAGCUGUUGUUAGAGAGGAAAGAGGGAACAGAUAGCGUGAGUCAAGACGCUGUUUACUACCCAGAUAACAAAAGAGAGCAGUCCCGAGCCCAAAGUAGCCGAGGUCCAGGACCACUUGCAGGCACUAACCUGCUUGAUAAAUAUGGAAGAAGAACAAAGUGUGGAAUUUAUCAGAGCACAUAACAUUGGGUAAAAAAUCAGUGCAGUGAAAAACACGAUGAGUGUAACACAACAGUUGUUUUCCAAGGAAUCAGAUGAUGAGAUAUUCAUGGUUGAAGCUUGUAGAAGAAAAUGAUUUACCAGUUUUAGUCUCAUUUUAUCCUAAUAUCCUCUUUCUGGUCACUGAUUUUUGCAAGUUGAUCAUAUUUUACCUGAUUCUUUUAAAAACAUUUAUAUCUUGUAACUGAAUGUUGUUAACAUUUUAAAUCAAGAGAUUUAAUUAUUUUUGGAUAUGACUGUUAUUGAUAUUCUACUUGUAUUCAUGUUUGUUGAAGAAUAUUGUGAGUUGAGUUUAUUU
Messenger RNA from Perca fluviatilis (European perch), 1954 nucleotides. Its product is annotated as zinc finger protein 665-like. The record is from RefSeq and is a predicted model, not a curated record. NCBI's taxonomy places the organism in Eukaryota, Metazoa, Chordata, Actinopteri, Perciformes, Percidae. The transcript is spliced from 2 exons. The coding region runs from base 1 to 1422 and encodes 473 amino acids.